AGAGAGAGGAGAGAGAUGAAGAAAAUAGCGACGGAGGAGGAAGAGGAGUUACAGACGAAGAGGAGGAGGAGGAGAAGAAGAAGAAGGAGGGGAUGUCGGCGGCGGCGGGGAGAAGAAGUAUCGGGGUUACACUUUGUGUUAAUACACGGAAUAGGCGGCGGAGGGUGGGUGUUGGUACAAAAUAAGGUGGCUGAUGAGAGUUCGGGAUACAAAGUGUCGUGUUUAGACUUAAAAAGCUCGGGAAUUCACCCUUCUCACUCCGACAACAUCCUCACUUUCCACGAUUACAAUCAGCCUCUCUCCGAUUUCCUCUCCAAUCUUCCAGAUAACCAAAAGGUAAUUCUGGUGGGUCACAGCGCCGGAGGGCUGAGCGUAACCGACGCCACGCAAUUCGGCAGCAAAAUAAGCCUGGCGAUAUACAUCGGAGCCACCAUGUUGAAGACCGGUUACCAAUCCGAACACGACAUCAAACAAGGUGUACCAGAUCUAUCAGAGUUUGGUGAUGAUGUUUAUGAUCUUGGAUUUGGGCUCGGUCUUAAUCAACCUCCAACAAGUGCCCUUGUCAAGAAACAUCUUCAACGCAAAAUUAUUUAUCAUUUGAGCCCUCCUGAGGACUCAACAUUGGCAUCCAUGCUCCUCCGCCCGGGCCCACUCAAGGCAUUGUUGUCAGCUCGGUUUGAUCAGGAACAAGGUGGGGAUGACGUGGACAAAGUGCCACGUGUAUACAUUAAAACACUGUAUGAUCGAGUGGUGAAGCUCGAGCAACAAGAAGCCAUGAUUGAGAGAUGGCCUCCAUCACAGGUUUAUUCUCUUGAAAGUGAACACAGCCCAUUCUUCUCCACCCCUUCUCUGCUUUUUUCAUUGCUUGUUAAGGCUGCUUCUUCUGCUGCUGCUGUUACUGCAAUUUCAUUUUAAAUAUAAGAAAAGAAAUCCCAUGAAGUGGUCGUAUAAAGAAAUGAAGAAAACUUACUAUCUUUUCAUCAUUGUUUGCUUCUGAAAGUUUCUGUUCCCACCCAGCCUUGGAUGGUAGUGUGUUAUAUGAUGAACAUGCAAGCUUUCCAGCCU
Impatiens glandulifera is the source of this 1065-nucleotide messenger RNA. RefSeq names its product methylesterase 17. Gene Ontology annotation, biological process: salicylic acid metabolic process; jasmonic acid metabolic process. The record is from RefSeq and is a predicted model, not a curated record. Lineage: Eukaryota; Viridiplantae; Streptophyta; Magnoliopsida; Ericales; Balsaminaceae. Gene Ontology annotation, molecular function: methyl indole-3-acetate esterase activity; methyl salicylate esterase activity; methyl jasmonate esterase activity.